Messenger RNA from Paralichthys olivaceus (Japanese flounder), 633 nucleotides. Lineage: Eukaryota; Metazoa; Chordata; Actinopteri; Pleuronectiformes; Paralichthyidae. The record is from RefSeq and is a predicted model, not a curated record.
ACUGUGAUGUGUCCUGUCUCACUUGCUUUGGGCCCCACACCGGCUCCUGCACCAGCUGCAGAGAGGGCCAGACGCUGGAGAGCCAUGGCCACUGUGUGCCAUCCACCAAUAAGUGCCUGCCCCACCAGUACUCCGACCAUGACAGCGAAUGCCACCCGUGUCACAAAUACUGUCACAGGUGUUCAGGUCCCAGAAAAAGCCAGUGUUUGAGCUGCAACCCGAGACACCUCCUGCUCAAUGGCACCUGUGUGGACGAAUGCCCGUCAGGCCACUACCAGGACGAGUCGGGGCAGAGAUGUGAGCUGUGCCACACUUCCUGUGAAACCUGCAUGGGGAAACAAAGCCACGAGUGUCUCACGUGCAAACCCCAACUGUUUCGAGAGGGCAAAGAGUGCGUGGAGACCUGCCAGCACGGUCACUAUGGAAACGCAGACUCGAGGACGUGUGAGAAGUGUGACCCGAGUUGUGGUGAGUGCAUUGGGGGCAGGGAGGACAGCUGCCUGAGCUGCGUGCCGGGGCUCAUCUACAUGCGGAGGGAAGGCCGCUGCCUCCCAUCGUGCCCUCGGGGAUUCUACCAUGACGCGGUGCACAGGACCUGCGAGCCCUGCCACGCCAGCUGCAGAACAUGCUCAG